AUGGUUUACGCAUCCGAUUCUAACAAAUGGCGUGCCUACCAGUUCUCGGACCCCUUUGCCGCUGGACUGUUCUUAGUUUGCAACAAAGUCAACAAGAUGUUUUGCCGUCCGGAUUGUGAUGCCCAUCCAACCACCGAAUUGCGCUCCCUGAUCAAGUUCGUUGAUACAACACAAGAGGCAAUCUCUUUGGGCUAUGUUCCCUGCGAGACUUGUGGCCCAAUGUCUGUUCCAAAGAUUGAUGUCAACCUUCUACUCAGAACUGUCAAGGAUUGCAACAACCGUAUAGGAUUCGUCCCUCCUUUGAUGGAUGACGACGAGUCCAAGAUCACAGAGACUAUUAAAGAGAACAUCAUCGGACAGGGAAUGCAACGCAGACAGCUGGUUCCUGCCAUUAGUUACGACCACAACAAGUACAACACCGAGAAGACUGCCAGCUACUCCGUCUCAAAGAACGACUCCGAGCAUUACCGUCUUAUUGACUUGGCAUGCCGCCAUCUUGCAUUGGCUGCUGCUAACUCCAUCUUUAGUCCUCAGAGUCCAUCCGGUUCUCUGAGCCCUGUUAGCGACGGAGGAAGCCCCGACAAGAAGAAGAGCACCAAGAAGAGAAGAGGAGGAGUCUUGGGAUUCAAAGAAUUGGCAGCUAAAUCAAAAUUGUCUGCAUGGCACUUCCACAGAGUCUUUAAGAGCAUUACGGGAUUAACUCCCAAGAACUAUGGUGACAUGUGUUGGGAGUACUUGGAGAAGGAUAAAUCAGACCGCGGAUCUAACUCUGUGUUGUCUCCACCUCCAAGCAUGCGCGAGUCGCCAGUGAUUUCAAUGGAUAACGGCAACUCUUCUCUCUUGCGCAACUCUACGGUUCUGCAGGAUCAAGACCAUCAAUUGAACAGUACUGUUAUGUUCAACACUGCACCCGGUGGCUUCUCAUACGUCAGCCCCACCCACAGCGACUCAUCGCUGCAAAUGCUCCCUAUCAACAACAAGAGACCCAGAGAGGAGGAGUUCGAUGAUCUGGAGUAUUCCCCAAAGCGUUUCUACAUGCAAGCCCCAUCAAAUGGCGGCAAUGCAGGCGCUGGCGCCAGCAAUGCCUCCAUGAACAAUUCCACUGGGUACAACUCCCACUACGAUUCAGAAUUCGGCCCAUAUGUGGACUUUUCUAACCGCGCUACCUCCGUUCCUGACUUAAUGUUGUAUGGAAGUACCAUGCCAAACUCCUUGUUUGACCACUCAAAGCCUAUGGAGUUUUCAGGUAUGGCAUCUGAGCAGCCCAUUGACGGCCUAGAUGUAGCUGACUUUUCUCCCUCUUCGAUCACUAUAACUAAUGCACCUCCACACUUGUUGCACGACCCAUACCUCCCUACUGAGGACAUCAUUAACGAGGCCAUUUUUGCUGAGUCAGAUAUGUUCUGCUCUGACUUGUUCGCAGAGCCUCGCAAUGACUACUUCACAGGGGAAGUCUCCAACGAUCCAAUGAUGAUGGGAUUCAUCCCUGAGAUUGUUACGGGUACUGAUUAA
Molecule: messenger RNA, 1512 nt
Organism: Australozyma saopauloensis
Lineage: Eukaryota; Fungi; Ascomycota; Pichiomycetes; Serinales; Metschnikowiaceae
Gene: ADAEC
Product: Adaecp
Exons: 1
Coding region: 1-1512 (503 amino acids)
Biological process (GO): DNA repair; regulation of DNA-templated transcription
Molecular function (GO): zinc ion binding; DNA binding; methyltransferase activity
Source: RefSeq, a predicted model, not a curated record